Pomacea canaliculata is the source of this 3208-nucleotide messenger RNA. RefSeq names its product gelsolin-like. Gene Ontology annotation, molecular function: phosphatidylinositol-4,5-bisphosphate binding; actin filament binding. Gene Ontology annotation, biological process: barbed-end actin filament capping; actin filament severing. Bases 277 to 2883 code for a protein of 868 amino acids. The record is from RefSeq and is a predicted model, not a curated record. The transcript has 28 exons. Lineage: Eukaryota; Metazoa; Mollusca; Gastropoda; Architaenioglossa; Ampullariidae.
CGGAAAGGCUUACUAGUGCGACAGACUUCAAACAUGCGGGGGCUGUUUCCACAAUCUGUGGUUUGUUAUGAACACUUAUGAACAGGAGGUGUGAAUGUUAAUCAUGACAACAAAGAGUUUUCUGGUGUGGUUUCUAAGCACAGCAUGACUCACGGCUCACAGGCGCAGACACGUCAACAGAUUUAAAACUACAUAGGUGUUGAGAGCAGGUGACUGGCGCUCAGGACUAACACCUGCUGAGGAAGGUGUGAAAAGGAAAAUCGAACAGAGUUGCCGAUGGACUCGGAGCAGAUAAGUGAAAACGGACAGAUCGAAGAGAUGGCAUGGUCUCCAGCGCUGACGCGCGAGCCCCGUGGCAUGACGUCAUCCUGCGGCUGUUGCUCUGACUCUCCUGUCCAGCCUGUACACAUUCUACCUGGAAGAGUCAGCAUGUCGGCAGUACCUUCAUUCGCUUAUCUAGGGCUAAACUCCAGUGAUGAUGUCAUAAGAGAAGGAUCUCCUUUUACCGACGUCAGCGUGAACAAUCCUUGCCUGCUUGUCUGGAGAGCUUAUGGCUUGCGUAUCCGGAGCAUAGAAAAGAAAGAUUAUGGAUUUUUUGAUGAGAGUGGCUGUUACAUGGUCCUGAAGGUGAACGAGGAUAGAACAUGCUCCAUCAAUGUGUGGCAAGGGCGAAAGGCUACCAGGACAGAUACGAUAGAAAAGAUGUCCCGUGAACUUGAUGAACACAUACAUAAAGCAGCGAUCUUCACGAGAGAGAUGCAGGGUCACGAGACAGACUUCUUUCUUCGAAAUUUUCCAGAGGGAGUCGUGUAUGUCGAUAUCAAAGGCAAGGGAAAGAUGAACAAGACGGCAAAGAAACUUUAUAUUAUCAAAGGAAGGAAGUAUGCCGUAGCAUCCAUGGGGGAGAUCAAUCCGGAUGAGUUGGAUCCCUCGUCAGUGAUCUUGUUAGAUGGCUAUCCUCGGAUGUACUUGUGGAUGGGUCAGCGAACUGACACUGUGACCCGUGUAAAGGCUAUUCAGCUGACCAAGCGAUUGAGGGCAUGUCAGAGGAACGGAAGAGCACAUAUAGUCGUCAUAGAUGAUAAUGACACGGAGAACAACGCGACCUUCUUGAAAAAACUACAAAACACCAAGAAAUUCCACAGCUCUCUGAGCGACAGAGGUCUACAAGACGGCAGCUCCACAACUUCUUCCAAUGUUAUCAAUUUACACCGGGUCACAGGUCAGCGAGUGCUAUAUGACAUGCCCUUUGCGACUUCUGUCCCACUGCAUCAGCGUUUCCUUGUGUCCACGGAGAGCUUCCUUCUGGACCGAGGUCCUUGUCUGCCACUCUUUAUUUGGGUCGGAGCAAAGGCCCAGGAACAAGAUUACUUUGACGCUAUUACCCGAGCAAGGAAAUUUGCGGAACACCUGUCUUACCCGGCCUGGCUACCAUUGUGUCGUGUGAUGGAAGCAAGGGAACCCGUGUGUUUCAAAUACUUCUUCCGAACGUGGAAAGAGCUGUUAAUGACUAAGCCUUUCGCCUCGCACAGAUACAGCAUCGCCAGUAUAGAACACGGACAGUUUUCUCAAUGGGAGCCUGGGGCUGUUCCUUCCAGUGCCACACAUAAAGCUUCAGAAGAUGAUCUUGAGCUCACCACUGAUGGCUCGACUGAGAUGUUUCGUGUUGACCAUGCGACCCUAGCCACCCUAGCCACCCAGUGCCGAGAGCCUGGUGUCUUCAACAGUUCAGACUGUUAUGUUAUACUGCACCGACCGAGCUCAGACCCUCAAUUGAAUUCGAAUUUCACCAUUUUCUAUUGGCUAGGGAGAAGGAGCUCAGCAGAGACUCAAUCCACUGCCCUGGCGUUGUCGAUGAAUUUAUCAUCUAAACUGGACAAUGCAGUCGUGAUCCGUGCGCUGGAUGGCCAUGAACCACGCAGUCUCUUGACCAUCUUCGACAGAAGCAUCGUCGAGCUGGAAAUCCAGGGGGACGGCGUCGAUGUCCAGAUGUACUGCGUCAGAGAGUGGGCUGAAAGUGGCAUGAGAGUUCAUCAGGUGCCGCCUUCUGCCUCUUCGCUUAACUCAUCCGCUGCCUUCGUUCUAAUAGCGCCCAACCGCAGUAUUUUGUGGUAUGGAAAGUUCACAGGAGGCCUUGUGAGAGAGUUUGCUAAAAACAUGCUGGCGUUCUUAGACUCCUCGAGGAUGUAUACAUACGAAGCCAUUACUGAGGGCGGUGAAGCAGACGACUUCUGGGGCAUCAUUGGUCCGCAGCAGCCCUAUCCAGAAGAAUUCAUUGACGUUGUACUGCCGAGGAGGACGGCACGCCUGUCUUGUUGCAAUCGUAGGCUGAAUGGUACUCUACAGCUGGAAGAGAUCGACAGCUUUACACAGGAGGAUUUGUGUGAAUCGGAAAUUUUCAUUCUGGACACCUUUGAUCAGGUAUUUUUGUGGUGUGGCAAUGCUUUGGAUGACCACACCAAGAAGACACUUUUGCCGAAUUUGCUACAGGAUUAUCUGGACUGCGAUCCAGCCCAAAGGAAUAGCAGUGAAGUACAGCUCUGGAUCGUCAUGCAGGGAAAAGAGCCUAAGAUAUUUUACCAGCACUUUCCAUUUUGGGAUAGGGAUGGAUAUACGGGACAGGAUGUGUACCAGUUGACCAGAAAGGCCCUCCGACAAGAAAAUGCUCGAAUAAAAAUCUUCUGUCAGGAGAAGCGUGACUCAUCCACUGAUGACGAAGACAUGACCUCCGAUGCCUGUACACCCGUCCAGAGCGCUAAUCGAGUCAGACACAACGUGUUACGAGCAUUUGGAUCAUCGAGAGGUCGGGCCACCCAGAAACUAGCCCCCGGGCGGAGGUCUUCCUCUUUGAACGGCUGCUUCAGGUCUAUUCACACCGCGUAGGAGGUGUACAGUCAACAGUCCAUUCAAUGCAGAUUCCUCACAGUCGGAUGUCUUUAUCAAACGUCACUUCCCUUUGACCUCUGUCUCGAUUGCAUUCCGCUAGAGUAAACAAGUUCGCAACCUCAUGUUCAGUGUAGGGGCGCAUAAUCACUGCACAUCAUAUAUGGACAGCAGGACAACGUCUGGUGUGGAGUGCUUUCUAUUUCCUAUUUCUUGAAACUAUAUAUAUGGAAAUGAUUUUUGAUAGAAUGUUAGUAUUAAUAUGUUCGAAAAAAUAUAUUUAUAUCUACACACACACAUUGGUGUGAACACUGAAUUAUUUUAA